Molecule: messenger RNA, 1310 nt
Organism: Acanthopagrus latus (yellowfin seabream)
Lineage: Eukaryota; Metazoa; Chordata; Actinopteri; Spariformes; Sparidae
Exons: 7
Coding region: 199-801 (200 amino acids)
Biological process (GO): regulation of sodium ion transport
Source: RefSeq, a predicted model, not a curated record
ACGCAGGGACAGCCUACGUGUUUUCCUCAUGAGGUAAAGUGCACUGAGCGUUUCCUCACACGUCUGGUAAUGGACCCACAGCUCCGCAGGUUCUUCCCCUGUGUUUGAGCGACUGUAGAGAGAUAACCAGAGUCUUCUUCACUGCUGUUGAACAUCCUCCUCCUCCUCAUCAUCAUCAGAGCCAGAGAGAAGAGGAAGAUGGGCUGCUGCUCGGCGCGAUGCAUGCUGAUCCUCCUGUGUUGCCUGCAGCUGAUCACAGCGCUGGAGAGGCAGGUGUUUGACUUCCUCGGCUACCAGUGGGCGCCCAUCAUGAUCAACUUCUUCCACGUCAUCGUGGUCAUCCUGGGCCUGUUUGGCGUCAUCCAGUACAGGUCACGCUACGUUAUCAUGUACCUGCUGUGGCUGCUGCUGUGGGUUGGCUGGAAUGUCUUUGUGAGCUGUCUCUACUUGGAUCUGGGAGGGCUUUCAAAGGACAGCGAUGUUCUCUCCCUGGGAGUGUCGUCACAUCGCUCGUGGUGGAAGGACAACGGGCCGGGCUGCGAGAGGAGCGACGGCCUUCCCUCCGAUGGGUGGCAGAACCAGCAGAACCAGCAGAACCCCGAGCUGACCACGGUGCUGAGCUGCUGGCUGGAAUACCAGUACAUAGAGAUCCUGCACUGCAUCGUCCAGCUCCUCGUAUCGCUCCUGGGAUUUGUUUAUGCCUGCUACGUCGUCAGCACUUUCUCAGACGAGGAGGACAGCUUUAAUUUCAUUGGUGAAUUCCAUCAUCCAUCCAAACCCUCUCAGUUGCUCUUCUACUGACCUGCUGACUAUAAAUAACCACAAGAAAUGGUUGAAGAAGAGCCGGACAGAAGGGGAAACAACUGAAGAUCAUGAAGUUGCUUUUGCCUGCUUGUCAAAUAAAAUAUCACUGGAAAGUUAGUGUACACAUUGUUUAGAGUCAAGAGGGGAGUUAUCAGUAUAUUACUAUAUGAUGUGUUUUUCCUCCGACCCCUAAAUGCUGUAAAGCUAAAUGUAAAUCUACCUCUGCGUGUGUGUGAGUGAGUGUGCAUGUGUGAAUGAAAGCGAUAGUAAUCACUGGAUAUUAAGCACUCGAGUACAAAAGAAAAGUGUGUAUUAAAAAGAUGUAAAUAAGUAGCUCAUUUUUAAAAUGUUUUUUUAAUGCAUAAUUUAAUAAUGUGUAAUUUUAGUGUUAAAACUACCCACCACAACUUACCAUGUGUACCAUGAAAUAAACCACGUCCACAAUACAGUUUGUAUCGAGGUGCUGUACACAGUAGUUUAUUAAUAAACAUUUACAAGAUAUGUAA